Messenger RNA from Chlamydomonas reinhardtii, 1083 nucleotides. RefSeq lists its product as uncharacterized. Lineage: Eukaryota; Viridiplantae; Chlorophyta; Chlorophyceae; Chlamydomonadales; Chlamydomonadaceae. The record is from RefSeq and is a predicted model, not a curated record. Bases 50 to 220 code for a protein of 56 amino acids. The transcript is spliced from 2 exons.
UGUACGUGAAACAUGUUUGGAACCUUGAAGCAAUAAUGACAAGUUUACCAUGGUCACGUAUGACCAGCAGCUGGUGGCCCUAGACGUCCCGGCUGUGAGGGCGUUCGCCCGCUGGCGUCGCCGCGCCAACGCGGUGAAUCCGCGCUACUACACUAAGCUCGCCUGCAUUGGGCUAAUGAUCGAGAACCUCAGUGUGCAGCAUGUGACACGAGCGGCAUAGUAGCAUGGCACGGUGUAUUUCUUUGUACAUAUGGAUGAGAAUGUAGAUGGAGAGCAUUGGCAGGCAUGAGUACCGUCCAUUGGGAAACGAUAUCUUUGCAGGAUUGUUGUGACAACGCGGGUUCGGGCAGUUGGUCUGGGCGGGUGUACCCGCGAAGGUCGGCAGCCAACCAAGGGGGCGUCCCUCUCUGGGCCGGAGCUGGUCCCUCAUGGCAUGGGUGCGAUGCACUUUUGUUGGUCGGACUGUCCCUUCUGUCAUGUCGCAUUCAUAGUGGUGUGUGCAGAUCUUCGCACGCUUGUGAUGCAUUAUGCGUGGGGUGAAGCCAAAUGCUGACGUGAGACAGGCGCAUUGAAGUGUGCAACGCCAGGCAACGCUCGCCGGCUACCGUACUUGGGACUCGAUGUCCGUAUGUGACUAGACGGAUGCUCAUCGUCAACGAGCACCUGACCAGCCAGGUGCGCUACAACUGCAGGCAGCGCAACAUGGCGCUGGUCGGUUAAAGUCUGCAACGGCACUGUAUGUGGGACCUUCUGGUUGGUGUCAGAGCCAGGAAUCAAUUGAGUCAGGGGCCAGUCACGAACAGUUGAGACGAAAGGGGUCGGUCUGGAAUCAAUCAGGUUGGGCCAUAUUCAGGUCAUGUUUUGCGGCAUUGUUUUUAUGGUUGCAGGAACCGCGACGUCGCCGCCGCGAACCAAUUUGCUGAUGCUGGGGCGCAUGGGCCUUGGCCCGGCCUCGGGCGCUGUGUGAAACGUGUUAAGUAGCCAGGUGUGGACGCACCCCUGCUGAAGGUUGCGCUGAAAGGGGGAAGGAAAGGUGGGCGUGGCCAGGGGCAGCAGAUUAUUUCACAAGUUCCUCUUGAUGCC